Molecule: messenger RNA, 3879 nt
Organism: Rhinolophus ferrumequinum (greater horseshoe bat)
Lineage: Eukaryota; Metazoa; Chordata; Mammalia; Chiroptera; Rhinolophidae
Gene: MUCL3
Product: mucin like 3
Exons: 5
Coding region: 1-3879 (1292 amino acids)
Source: RefSeq, a predicted model, not a curated record
AUGACGCCCAACCUGGCCCCAUAUAAGCUGAGGGGCCCCAGCCCACAGCCUAAAGCAGUCGUCCAGCGCAGUCCGUCCGGCAUGGCCCAGCUGGCCCACUGCGUGCGCCCCACCUUUAGCCUCCACUGCUGCCUCCUCUUCCUUCUAGCUUCUCGAGAGGCAGGUGCUAUCACAUUUCAAAAACUUCACAAAGCUGGUGAAUCUCCAACAUCUGAUCAUUUAUCCCCUCCUACUCCAGGCCUUGUUUAUAGUACCCCCUCUGACCAUGCUGCUCUUCAUUCAAGACACAGCCCUCCAGACCGCUCUAAACUUACAGAAACACAUCAGCCCAAACACCAUUGCAAUACCACACAUCAUCUCAAGUUUAUUCACAAACCUACUGAUAAUCCCAAAAGCUCUACAACUCAUCAUGUAGCUCCUCCCACUUCUGAACAAAACCACAGCAAUCAAAGAAAAGACCCAAUUAUCCGGAAUGGACGCUCUGUUGAUUCGGCUGACUCCACUGAAACACACAAAAAAUUGUCUGAUACCAAAUUUCCAACUCAAAAACCCAAGAGCAAAACAACCUGUUCUAAGACCACGAAAAGCAAAACAGUAACAAGAAACCAAAAUACAAGUGUAACACCAUCAGAAAUUACCACCAUUACUUUAGAUAGUAAAAGAACCACCUCACCAAUGCCUACGGAAAAUGGACAACAGAGCACAUCGGCUCAUGAAAAGAUCACAGCACCCCCAGCAAUGCCUACGGAAAAUGGACAAUGGAGCACAACAGCCCAUGAAAAGAUCACAACACCCCCAGCAAUGCCUACGGAAAAUGGACAAUGGAGCACAACAGCCCAUGAAAAGAUCACAACACCCCCAGCAAUGCCUACGGAAAAUGGACAAUGGAGCACAACAGCCCAUGAAAAGAUCACAACACCCCCAGCAAUGUCUACGGAAAAUGGACAAUGGAGCACAACAGCCCAUGAAAAGAUCACAACACCCCCAGCAAUGCCUACGGAAAAUGGACAAUGGAGCACAACAGCCCAUGAAAAGAUCACAACACCCCCAGCAAUGUCUACGGAAAAUGGACAAUGGAGCACAACAGCCCAUGAAAAGAUCACAACACCCCCAGCAAUGCCUACGGAAAAUGGACAACAGAGCCCAUCGGCUCAUGAAAAGAUCACAACACCCCCAGCAAUCCCUACGGAAAAUGGACAAUGGAGCACAACAGCCCAUGAAAAGAUCACAACACCCCCAGCAAUGUCUACAGAAAAUGGACAAUGGAGCACAACAGCCCAUGAAAAGAUCACAAUACCCCCAGCAAUGCCUACGGAAAAUGGACAACAGAGCACAUCGGCUCAUGAAAAGAUCACAGCACCCCCAGCAAUGCCUACAGAAAAUGGACAAUGGAGCACAACAGCCCAUGAAAAGAUCACAAUACCCCCAGCAAUGCCUACGGAAAAUGGACAACAGAGCACAUCGGCUCAUGAAAAGAUCACAACACCCCCAGCAAUGUCUACAGAAAAUGGACAAUGGAGCACAACAGCCCAUGAAAAGAUCACAGCACCCCCAGCAAUGCCUACAGAAAAUGGACAAUGGAGCACAACAGCCCAUGAAAAGAUCACAAUACCCCCAGCAACGCCUAUGGAAAAUGGACAACAGAGCACAUCGGCUCAUGAAAAGAUCACAGCACCCCCAGCAAUGCCUACAGAAAAUGGACAAUGGAGCACAACAGCCCAUGAACAGAUCACAACACCCCCAGCAGUGCCUACGGAAAAUGGACAAUGGAGCACAACAGCCCAUGAAAAGAUCACAAUACCCCCAGCAACGCCUACGGAAAAUGGACAACAGAGCACAUCGGCUCAUGAAAAGAUCACAGCACCCCCAGCAACGCCUACGGAAAAUGGACAAUGGAGCACAACAGCCCAUGAAAAGAUUGCAACACCCCCAGCAAUGCCUACGGAAAAUGGACAAUGGAGCACAACAGCCCAUGAAAAGAUCACAACACCCCCAGCAAUGUCUACAGAAAAUGGACAAUGGAGCACAACAGCCCAUGAAAAGAUCACAUCCCCAGCAAUGCCUACAGAAAAUGGACAAUGGAGCACAACAGCCCAUGAAAAGAUCACAACACCCCCAGCAAUGCCUACGGAAAAUGGACAACGGAGCACAACAGCCCAUGAAAAGAUCACAACACCCCCAGCAAUGUCUACGGAAAAUGGACAACAGAGCACAUCGGCCCAUGAAAAGAUCACAACACCCCCAGCAAUGCCUACGGAAAAUGGACAAUGGAGCACAACAGCCCAUGAAAAGAUCACAACACCCCCAGCAAUGUCUACGGAAAAUGGACAACAGAGCACAUCGGCCCAUGAAAAGAUCACAACACCCCCAGCAAUGCCUACGGAAAAUGGACAACGGAGCACAACAGCCCAUGAAAAGAUCACAACACCCCCAGCAAUGUCUACGGAAAAUGGACAACAAAGCACAUUGGCCCAUGAAAAGAUCACAACAUCCCCAGCAAUGUCUACAGAAAAUGGACAACAGAGCACAUCGGCCCAUGAAAAGAUCACAACACCCCCAGCAAUGCCUACGGAAAAUGGACAACGGAGCACAACAGCCCAUGAAAAGAUUACAACCUCCCCAGCAAUGUCUACGGAAAAUGGACAACAGAGCACAUCGGCCCAUGAAAAGAUCACAACACCCCCAGCAAUGUCUACAGAAAAUGGACAACAGAGCACAACAGCCCAUGAAAAGAUUACAACCUCCCCAGCAAUGUCUACGGAAAAUGGACAACAGAGCACAUCGGCCCAUGAAAAGAUCACAACACCACCAGCAAUGUCUACAGAAAAUGGACAACAGAGCACAACAGCCCAUGAAAAGAUUACAACCUCCCCAGCAAUGCCUACAGAAAAUGGACAAUGGAGCACAACAGCCCAUGAAAAGAUCACAACACCCCCAGCAAUGCCUACAGAAAAUGGACAAUGGAGCACAACAGCCCAUGAAAAGAUCACAACACCCCCAGCAAUGUCUACAGAAAAUGGACAACAGAGCACAACAGCCCAUGAAAAGAUUACAACCUCCCCAGCAAUGUCUACGGAAAAUGGACAACAGAGCACAUCGGCCCAUGAAAAGAUCACAACACCCCCAGCAAUGCCUACGGAACGUGGACAACAGAAAACAUCGGCCCAUGAGAAGAUCACAAGAGGCUCAGAUAAGACUACAGAAUACCCAUCAAAGACCUCAGCAGCCACAGAGAAAAUCACAAAAGCCUCAGAAAAGCCUAUAGUACACACAAAGAAGAGCACACCUACCAAAAACACCACUCCAUUCCCAGCAAAGCCUAGUGAAAACUCAGAAAAGACCACACUGGCCACUGAGACCAUAAAAGGCUCAAUAAAGCCCACAGAAAACCCAGCAAAAAACACAGCAGCUACAGAGACUGUAAGAUCUCCAGUCAAGUUUACAGGAGACAAAUCUAUCACGACUUCCUGUUGUCAUCAAGAAAUGUCUGAGAGUACGCGUCUGGUGUCCAUUGGUUCUUUUACAGUUUCCACAUCCAGCAUGGAGCUGAGUUCUAUCCUGUCAGAAGCCCCAGGCAACAAGAGCCAUCCACACCAGAACAAACAUGGCUCACAGGGAGGUCUCCACGUUGGAGAGACAGGGGAGAGUGAUUCGUUUCCUCCGUGGGCCAUAGUUAUUGUGGUCCUGGUGGCUGUGAUUCUCCUGCUGGUGUUCCUUGGCCUGAUCUUCUUGGUCUCCUACAUGACACGAACACGCCGGGCGCUGACACACACCGCCGAGGACAAUGAUCCGGAGGACGACGGGGGCCCCAAUUCCUACCCGGUCUACCUGAUGGAGCAGCAGACUCUCGGCGUGGGCCAGAUCCCUUCCUCACGAUGA